UGAAUAGUUGAUAGGCAGUUCAGUUGGUCAGGCGUGGGGUUAGCUGUUAUAGCUGUUAACGUGUUUUUUCUUCAACCAAACAGUGGAACAACCGAAAAGAUAGCGAGGUUUAGCAAACUCAAGGAUAACGAAGGGGGAGGGGAUGACAAGCACAGCGGCCACCACUUGGUGUCCAAAAACAAGAAAAAAAACACAGUCGUUCUCGGUGAAGCAAACCCCGGAACUUGAAACGUUAGCCAACUAGCUAGCAGUAGCUAGCUUUUUGUUGACAGUGUGGUCGCUGUCAGAGCCGAGCCUGACCUUAUCUGAAGUAACUGUGAAUUUUUAGUCGUUGCUUGGACGUUCAGCUGGCAGCUUGCUAGACUCCGCGUUACACGGGAUUUGUAAAAGUUUCUGUAACUUUCAACCACUUGUAGCUUUGAGUAAUGGCUUCAAGAGGAGGCUUUUCGGGUCCUCCGAUGAAUCCAAAUGUGAACCCCAUGAACGCUGGACACGCUGCGGGAAUGAGGAUACCAGGAAUGCCGCAGCCUCCGGCGGGAUACCCCCGAUCCAUAAACAGCGUCCCCCAGUACCAGCGCCCAGGGAUGCCACCCACAAGGGGAGGGGGCCCUUUGGGGGGUGUAGUGUCAAUGGGGGCCCAGCUCCCGGGGCCCUCUUAUGGUAGUGGGAGCAUGCCCAUACGACAAGCCAUGGGGCCUCCGAGCAUGGAUGCCUCAAGGAAGAGGUUCCUUCAUCAUCAGCAGCAGCAACAGCAGCAGCAACAAGGAGCGCUGGGAGGCCUAAGACGCGGGGCAAAAAGACGCAAGAUGGCUGACAAGGUUCUCCCACAAAGGAUCCGAGACCUGGUCCCAGAGUCCCAGGCCUACAUGGAUCUUUUGGCCUUUGAGAGGAAACUGGAUCAGACUAUUGCCCGCAAGCGCAUGGAGAUCCAGGAGGCCAUCAAGAAGCCCAUUACGCAAAAGCGCAAGCUUCGGAUCUACAUAUCCAACACAUACACCCCUGGCAAGCUUGAGGGUGAGGAGGCGGAGAAGGUGUCCUCCUGGGAACUGAGGGUGGAGGGCAAACUUCUCGAGGAUCCCGGUAAGCAGAAGAGGAAGUUCUCAUCUUUCUUCAAGAGCCUGGUAAUUGAGCUUGACAAGGAGCUCUAUGGACCUGACAACCACUUGGUUGAGUGGCAUAGAAUGCCCACCACUCAGGAGACAGAUGGCUUCCAGGUCAAAAGACCCGGCGAUGUGAACGUCAAAUGCACCCUACUGCUAAUGCUUGACCAUCAGCCUCCUCAGUACAAACUGGACCCACGGCUGGCACGUCUGCUGGGUGUGCACACCCAGACACGGGCCAGCAUAAUGCAGGCCCUGUGGCUUUACAUCAAAAACAACAAGCUGCAGGAUAGCCAUGAGAAGGAGUACAUCAACUGCAACCGCUACUUCAGACAGAUUUUUGGCUGUCCUCGCAUGAGGUUCUCUGAGAUCCCCAUGAAACUGGCGGGCUUGCUUCAGCACCCUGACCCCAUCAUCAUCAAUCACAUCAUUAGCAGCGUGGACCCCAAUGACCAGAAGAAGACGGCUUGCUAUGACAUUGAUGUUGAGGUAGAUGACCCACUGAAGGGACAGAUGAACAGCUUCCUGUCCUCCACAACCAACCAGCAGGAAAUUGCUGCCUUGGAGAUGAAGAUCCAUGAGACGAUCGAGUCCAUCAACCAGCUGAAGACCCAGAGAGACUUCAUGCUGAGCUUCAGCAACAAUCCACAGGAUUUCAUUCAGGACUGGCUUAAGUCUCAGUGCAGAGAUCUGAAGUUGAUGACGGAUGUGGCAGGGAACCCGGAGGAGGAAAGGAGGACCGAGUUUUACCAGGCUGCCUGGCUGCCAGAGGCAGUGGGCAGAUACAUUUACUCCAAGGUGCAGCAGAGAAAACAAGAGUUGGAGCAGGUGUUGGGUAUUCGACUUACCUGAAUGCAUAAUAUCAAAAUAUUCCAACCAGUUUUAAAAAAAAGUCAGUUUUACACCUCACAUUUUAAAAUCUCAAAUUGAAAUUGGAAUUGGCUUGGAAAUCAACAAGCAAAUGUUGCAGUUUGUGUUCUUUCUGUCACAAGCCAUCCUUGAGGACAUGAUGAGAUACAAUCUUUAAUGCCAGCUUUGUCUUUAUUAUCGUCCCACAGUUAACAGUUCUAAAGAAAAUAGAGUAUAUAGAACCGAUUUAAAGAUUUACAUAUUCUUAAUAGAAAAAAAUGCCUUUCAAUGUUGUUUUGAACCGGUGGUUCAUACAGGCUUUGCCUUGAUUUACAAUAUGUUCGUAUUUGUUUAUGGUACAGUUUGCUUAAAAAUGUUUAAGUAUUGGUGCUUUCUAGGUGAUUUCACCUAUAAGUGCCACUUUGAAAGGGUUUCUGCAAACCCUAAUUUUUUGAAAGCCAUAACCUUCUGGUAGGAACAAUACCUGAUGUCUGGUAACAUCUCAGUAAGCCAGAGUUGUAAGGCAAGGUAGAAAUGAAGAGCUUCAUUACUAAAUGCUACAUAUCCAUAUUGGAAAAAUUGUUGCCACUUGAAAUUCACAUUUAUUAUUUCAAAAACCUUCAGAUAUUUGAGAUUCUGUCCUCAACUCUUAAGUCUUAAAGAUGUCUCAUAACUUAAAUAGUAACCUAUAAGGUGCUAUAUUUUGAUACUAACAAUUUCACAAAUGUAAGUGCCAUUUAUUUCAAAUGGCGGAUGUCUCAUUUGAAGUGAAACUCUUCAAUAAUAAUAUGCAAGAAUCCAUGUUUUCAGGAAAAUUCUGUUCUGGGGAAGGAUGUUUUGGGAGCUCCUCAUUUGUAUAAGGACACAAAUCCACUCAGUCCAGCCGUUGUAAUUUAGUGAAUAAGAGACUUUUUGUACUGGUUGAAUGUUUACAUGCUGUUUUCUUCAUUUAUUGUUGGGGUGUUUUGUUGUCUUGAUGCCGGGAGGGAUUUUUUUUUUUUUUUUUUUUUUUUUUUUUUGCCGUAUAUGUGGGUCGAGGGAAGCUUCCCUACAGAGAGUACAUUUGAUUCAUACCUCUUUAGGAAGUUAACUGGUAUUGAUAAAAUAGGAAUGAAAAUUGUAGUAUGUCAACUAAACAAUGCACCAAAUUGUUGUGUGUAGUUCAUAAUUUUUUUUUUUUUUUUUGAGUUAAUGUUAGCGUACAUUUACAUUUAAAUGCUAUUUUGGCAGGGUUUUACUUGAGGGAUAUCUCCAAAUGUCUUUGAACAUUCCAUAAUUGUAAAUGUGUCACUUUGCCAAAACUCUUGAUGUGAAAGAGGCACUUAGAUUUUGAGAAAUGUUGCUGUCUUUUUUUUACUACAGCAUCUUUGUAAAAUAUUUGCAUGUUUGUGUAUCAUCAAUCAAAAGCCUUUAUCUUUUUUAUACGUUUGGAGUUUUUUGUACAAUAAAUACACCUGCAAAAGA
Myripristis murdjan (pinecone soldierfish) is the source of this 3413-nucleotide messenger RNA. RefSeq names its product SWI/SNF related BAF chromatin remodeling complex subunit D2 (gene smarcd2). The record is from RefSeq and is a predicted model, not a curated record. Lineage: Eukaryota; Metazoa; Chordata; Actinopteri; Holocentriformes; Holocentridae. The coding region runs from base 426 to 1952 and encodes 508 amino acids. The transcript is spliced from 13 exons.